This is a messenger RNA of Sesamum indicum (sesame), 3023 nucleotides long. RefSeq names its product ubiquitin-specific protease 25 (gene UBP25). Gene Ontology annotation, biological process: protein deubiquitination. The record is from RefSeq and is a predicted model, not a curated record. Gene Ontology annotation, cellular component: cytosol; nucleus. NCBI's taxonomy places the organism in Eukaryota, Viridiplantae, Streptophyta, Magnoliopsida, Lamiales, Pedaliaceae. Gene Ontology annotation, molecular function: cysteine-type deubiquitinase activity.
AUUAAAAAAAAGGAAAGGGGAAAAAAGGAUCGAGCAGACGAAACCACGAAGAGAGAGAGAGAGAGAGAGAGAGAGAGAGAGAGAGAGAAUUGUCGAGAAGGUGAUGCGAUCGCGGAGGUGGUGGCCGGCCAAUGGUGCGGCGGUGGUGGAGGCGGUUGGUAGUCGUUGAUGGGCAUGCUGCAGAUGACGUGGCAGCCGAGCCUUCUCAAGUCGUUGAAGCGAAAGCACGGCGCGCCGCCCUUAGGGCUCCGGAACCUCGGCAACACUUGCUACCUCAACUCUGUUCUCCAGUGCCUCACUUACACCCCUCCUCUCGCUAAUUUCUGCCUCCGAUUUCUCCACUCUUCUAAUUGUGACUUUGGGGCAGGAAAGGAGAAGAAAGGGGAGUGUCCUUUCUGCAUAUUAGAAAAACGUAUUGCUCGCUCUUUGAGUAGUGAAGCAGUCUCAGAUGCGCCUUUAAAAAUAAACAGCUGCUUAAGGAUAUAUGCUGAGCAUUUUCGGACUGGGAGGCAAGAGGAUGCACAUGAAUUUUUGCGUUAUGUGAUUGAUGCGUGUCAUAAUACAUGCUUGAGACUAAAGAAGUUACAGCAACAACAAAGGGGUAAAAGUGGGAUUGCCAAUGGAGGGGAUAUCAGUGGGACUGGAGAAACAGUGGUGAAGGAGAUUUUUGGGGGGUCGCUGCAGAGCCAAGUGAAAUGUUUGUCAUGUGGAGCUGAGUCAAAUAAGGUUGAUGAGAUUAUGGAUAUUAGUCUUGAUAUUUUGCAAAGUGGAUCACUCAAAGAGGCUCUGCAGAAGUUUUUUCAGCCUGAGAUAUUGGAUGGAAAUAACAAAUACAAGUGUGAUCAUUGCAAGGAAAUGGUGGCAGCAAGGAAGCAAAUGUCUGUUCUUGAGGCACCAAAUGUUCUUGUAAUCCAGUUAAAGAGGUUUGAGGGUAUGUUUGGUGGGAAGGUUGAUAAGCCCAUUGCAUUUGACGAGAUAUUAGUGCUUUCAAGUCACAUGUGCAAAGGAAGCCAGGAUCAGCAUCCCGAGUAUAAUCUUUUUGGUACUAUUGUACAUUCAGGUUUCUCUCCUGAUUCUGGACAUUACUAUGCAUAUAUCAAGGAUGCUAUUGGUCGCUGGUACUGCUGCAAUGAUUCUUAUGUUUCGGUCUCAACCUUGCAGGAGGUUUUGUCAGAGAAAGUCUAUAUACUUUUUUUCUCUCGUACAAAACAGAGGCCUCGAACUAGAGUUGAUGUGGUGGCCAAUGGAUCUAAGACUCAUGAGUCAAAUGGCAGUAAAACAUCAAUGAUACAAAAGCCAGGUUGUCUAGAUAAACCAGUUACUAGACAAGUUGCUAAUCACCAGUCUGGAACAAAUAAUUCAACCAAUGGCAUUAAAUCGUUUAUCAACAAGUCGGGUUGUUUGGAAAAACCUGUUAACAUGAAAAUGUCUGCCAAUCAUUCUGAGAUCAACAAUUCAACCAACUACCUUGCCUCCAAUGGCACUAAAGCACCACUAAUCCAAAGGUCUGAUCAUUUAGAAACACCAGGUAGUACGAAACAACUUUCUGAUGAUCAUUCAGAGAUGUAUAAUUCAAUUGCUGCACUUGGGUCCAAUUCUGGUAAUUCAACUGGGGUACAAAAUUCAGGUGCUUUUGUAGAACCGGUGGCUAUUAAAGAGUCUUCUAACCACCAUAGUCAGAUGGGCAAUUCAACAAUAUCUAAGGUUGAUCAAGGGGUUUCUAGUCAAAAUAGGAAGUUUAGCAACUCUGGGAAUGCCAACAAUCUGCUUGCCCCUGGGAAUAUUAAGGUUGCUGUUUAUAGUAAGGAGUCCAGGGAGAAAAAUGGCCACGCAGCAGCUUCUGUUGUUUCAGUGGAAAAGGAGAAAACUGGCUUGCCAAUACAUGAGAGAAAUGGAAUGAGCAAAAAGUCGUCUGAUGUUCAGAUUAUGAAGAGGGGGUUAUCCUCCUUGGGAAUCAGUAAUGGAGAUGGCUCUUCUGCAGUGGACUCUUUUGACAGAAGUUCAGAUCGAGUAAAUGGCUUCAAAAUCGUGACUUCAGAACGAAAAAGUCGGAACCGCCAGGACUUACAGAAUGGCGACAUCAUGAGCUCUUCCAAUCACUCAUGCAUGAAGAGGAAAAUAGAAGAUGGCCGUUCAUGCAUUUUUCUUGCAAGAGACGAUCAAUCUCGUGCAAAAGUUGAAGCAUACAAAGAAUUGAUUGGGAGAGAAGCUUCCGCAGUGCUGAGUUCAUGUGGAUGGUCUGACGAGGUGCAUAGUUUCAUGCAUGAGAGGAAAAAGUUGUGUCAAGAAGCAGGCAAUGGCGCAUCAAAUGACGAUGAGAUGAAGAGUUUACUGAUUGCACAUGCUAAGAAAAACUUCAUUUCUAAAGUUCCUGAAUCACUGAAAGCAAGAUUAGUUGAACGUCUCAGAUUGUUUAGCCAAGAGAAGCAGACAUCUGGAAGUUGACCACAUCAGAUAAUGAAAUGGUGUUUGAAUUAUUAUUUGGCUGCAGGAGUGCAGUACUUCGAACUGAUACUAGUUUUGAUGAGAGCAUGAUAUGGUUCAUGGGAUUACUUUGGUUGUAAAUAGUCGGCAGAUGCAAAUUGAGACGAGCUGGUUGAGUUGGCAACUUCUUGAGGCGGCGCAGUUGGUUAAGACAGCAUUGAAAAGUGCUAUUCAAUCUGUACAAUAUUCUUUUUGGCAGUAGCAAAAUCCUCAUUUUAUGGACCCAUUAGAAGUUUUCUCGUUGAAAUGCGGUCUUAAGAGGAGUUUUGAUGGAUAUAUCCUGUUUAUUGUAACUCAUGAUAUCACAGAAUGAGAUUUCUAAUGUGGUAUAUCUAGAUUUUAGAAGCAUUGUUCUAUCUCUGCAGUUUCAUUAGGCUUGCUGAAUGUGGUGGCCUGUUGUAUAACUUCUAAUUGCAUGUGCGCUUCUCUAUUAGGCGUUCUGGAAAGUAGAUUAAUAGCAGAUGAAAAAUGUAUCCAUUUGUGUAAUGCCUAACGAGCUGUUGAAGGACUUCUGAAGCAUUCGUCUCUCCAUUUUGCUA